AAAAAAAAUCUAAACAUUCUAAGUUUAGAUUGUUCGCGGAUUUUGUGUUUUUGUAAAGCCGCGUCGUUUAAAUUUGCGUUGACUUGGUGCAAGGCACGGUACAUUCCGAGGUCGCCUUAACCGAAUUUCCCGUCCAGUGACUCGGGGGGGAAACAUACCCCGUUUAUCUACCACUACUUUCGUUUAAUCUCGAAUAUAUCUCCAGAAGCCGCCAAACUCGUUUUUUUAACGCGAUAAAGGGCACCUUUGUCGUGUUUGGAGCCCUCGCGGUCGUCUUCAUUUCCGAGUCAGGACUCCAUGAGGCUUGUGGAGGGAAGAACAGCCGCCUCUUGGUUCGCCAUCAGGGAGCUCGGUGAUCUCGCCGUGUGGGCUCGUUUUUGUGUGCGCCUGCCGUGAGAACAAAGUUCGCGAUCUCAUUUGACAGUUUUCGGUUAUCUGUGUUUGAGGAGCAAGUCGGGUGAGUUCUGAAGCUUUCGCGCUGUUUUUUCCUCUCGGUGGAGGUGAAUUAUGCUCGCAGCAGCGCGUGGAGGCGAGUAUGGCGGCUCUAGAACAGUCGACACGCCACUGAAGCGUCCGCUCUCUCGGCUGUCGAGCUUUUCUAUUGUGACUUGGGAACUAAAUGACAUGAUUAUACAACAGAUUGAUUAAUUUCUAAAUAAGUGGAUGUCGCUUGUCAUAACUGUGCUUCAGUCACCGCGUAUUCAGUGAGAUUAAUCGUAUAUUUAUUUCAUUUUUGUAUUCCAAGCCUUUGAAGACCCUGCUGCCACACGGGCUGCUCACGCCGCGCUUUCACCCCGCAUUCCUCAUCACUCGAAACUAGGGGUAAAUAACCAGAUUUCUUCACGAGUGAUUCAAGACAAUGAAUGGAGAAAUGGACUCCUCUGCUAAAGAACCCGUUUGGGAGCAGGAUGAUCUGUUGAAGCUGUUGGAUGCCAUGAAGGUGAACCUACCAGAAAAAGAUCUGGCCAAGUACAAGACGUCCGAGUCCCAUUUGGACUGGGAGAAAGUGGCUUUCAACUCGUACUCUGGGGAGAUGUGCAAACAGAAAUGGCAUGAAGUGUCACGUGAGAUUCGCAAAUUUCGCACCCUUACUGAGCUGAUCGUGGAUGCGCAAGACUACGUCAAAAAUCCAUACAAAGGAAAGAAGCUGAAGAAGCACCCAGACUUCCCCAAAAAGCCGCUGACCCCAUAUUUCCGUUUCUUUAUGGAGAAGCGUGCCAAGUAUGCUAAACUACAUCCAGAGAUGAGCAACCUAGAUCUCACAAAAAUCCUGUCCAAAAAGUACAAGGAGCUCCCAGAGCGUAAAAAAGAGAAAUAUGUGAAUGACUUUCUCAGAGAAAAGGAGACGUUUAUGCUCAGCAUGAUGAAGUUCAAGCAAGAUCAUCCCGACCUUGUUGAGAACGUUAACAAGAAGUCCAAUGUUCCAGAGAAGCCCAAGACGCCCCAGCAGCUGUGGUACAGCCAUGAGAAGAAGGCCUUUCUCAAAGCACACCCAGAUGCGACUACCAAAGACAUCAAGGACAGUCUUGGCAAGCAGUGGCCACAGCUCUCAGACAAGAAGAGGAUAAAGUGGAUCACAAAGUCUUUGGAGCAGAAGAAAUUGUAUGAGCAAAAGAUGCGUGAGUUUGUCCAGCAGCACCCAGAGAUGAACAUCACGGAGGAGAACAUCGUCAAAUCCACUCUGACCAAAGCAGAGAGACAGCUCAAGGACAAGUUUGAUGGGCGGCCAGACAAACCGCCUUCUAAUGGUUAUUCUAUGUUCUGUGCUGAGCUGAUGUCCAGUAUGAAAGAUGUUCCCAGCACAGAGCGUAUGGUCAUGUGCAGCCAGCGCUGGAAACUGCUCAAACAGAACGAGAAAGAUGCCUACCAAAAGCGCUGUGAGCAGAAAAAGAAAGAAUAUGAAGUUGAGAUGAAUCGUUACCUAUUAAGUAUCUCAGAGGAGGAACAGCAGAGAAUACUGUCAGAACAGAAGAUGGGCAGCUUUAAAAAGGGAGGUGGAGGCAGUAGUCCAGCUUCCAAAAAGAAGAACUCAAAAGCAAAGUCCAGUACAGAGAAGCCCAAGCCUCCUGUGUCCGCAAUGUUUAUUUUUUCUGAGGAGAAGCGCCCAAAACUUCAAGAGGAACGGCCUGAUCUUACUGACAUGGAGCUCACCAGACUACUGGCCCGCAUGUGGAGCGAACUUUCUGACAAGAAGAAGGAGAAGUAUAAAAACCUGGAGAUGACGCUGAAGGCAGAAUCUGAAAAACAGAGCAAAGAAGACAAAGGGAAACGACCAGAAACACCCAAAACGGCUCAGGAAAUCUGGCAACAAAGCGUCAUUGGCGACUAUCUUGCCCGAUUCAAGAAUGAUCGCACGAAAGCUCAAAAAGCCAUGGAGGCCACCUGGAACACCAUGGAGAAGAAAGAGAAGAUCAUGUGGAUCAAGAAGGCUGCAGAGGACCAGAAGAGAUACGAAAGAGAGCUGAGUGAGAUGCGAUCGCCUGCCCCAGUCAUCACCCCCGGGAAGAAAAUGAAAUUUGAUGGGGAACCUAAGAAACCGCCCUCGAACGGUUAUCAGAAGUUCUCUCAGGAGAUGCUGUCAAACGGCGAGCUGAAUCAUCUGCCCAUGAAAGAGCGGAUGGGUGAAAUCGGAGGACGCUGGCAGCGGCUGCCUCAGAAAGAGAAGGACCGUUACAAAAGACUGGCAGAAGAGAAGCAGAGGCAGUACAAAGUGCUCCUCGAGCAGUGGCUUGCGGGUUUAUCAUCACAAGAGAAAGCUACAUAUAAAGAAUAUAAUUCUCUGAAACGGAGGAGCACAUCAAAACCAGGUGCCACUGCUGCUAAAGUGAAACCCAAGGCCAAACAAUCAGAUGAGGACGAUGAUGAUGACGAUGACGAUGAUGAUGACGAGGAUAAGGAAUCUGAUGACGAAUCAUCCUCUGAUGACAGUGAUGAUGAUGAUGAUGACGACGACGACGACGAUGAUGAUGAUAAUGAAGACAUAGAGGAUGAAGAGGUCGAGGAUAAAGAGAAUAAGUCAGAAAGCAGCAGCAGCGCUUCCAGCUCUGACGAUUCAUCGGGUUCAGACUCCGAUUGAGCCAGAGUCCUGUCAGACUGAGCCCACAGACUGCCAGAAAUGCUGUGAACUGAGCCAUGAGCCGGGGGUCUGGGCCUCCACAGGAGGGGGCUCACCCCGCCGUCACACAUCUGCACCACCUCUCACACACUCUUUCCUUUGCUUCUCUUCUCCCCUGCACUUCUGCUUUUACUUUGUCCUCCAUCGAUAAAUUCACUUGGCAGGUUUUAAGGCAUUUUAGGCAACGUGUAGGAGUCUAAAUCCCUCCCAACACAGAAAAGGGUGCAGUGCUCUUCUAUUGGCUUGCAGUAGUCAUGAGGUGUUAUUAGGGCGUCUUGUGUUUAUACGUUAAAUGUAGGAGGACAUGGAGAGCACCGGGUACCAUUAUCUUUUCCGUAAAUGAGCCAAAGAGUCUCUUGGUUUCACAGAUUUUUUCAGGAGGUACAGGGGACCAAAUAACUGCACUCUGAACAACGUUUGCUUUCUUUUCUUUUGUCUGUACCUCUCCUGUUUUUCCUCUCCCCUUUUUAGCUCCCUCCAUUUUUGCUCUGCUGUUUGUUUUUGCUUCUUCGGUUCAAAACAUUGUGGUAUUUUCAGGAACAAUGAAGCCAUUUUGAAUGUCGCCGCUGGUCUCACACGCGGUUCUUGUUCAUCAGGCGUUUGUGCGCUGCCCUUACCUGCACCUGACGAGGGGUUAAAGGUGAAAAUGGACUAUUUAUUUCUGUCCUGUUUUAGGAAAGCUGCCCGUAGCUGAUGGGUUUGAGUUCGCUGUUCAUUCAGAUAAUAAAACUGACUGAUGUUACAUUAUGAGGACUAGUUCAUCAGUUAAUUGUUUGGCAGCACAAGCAAAGGUCUUGCAGAAGUAUGCUUGGGUUAUUAUUUAUUUUAAUGGGGCACCAACAUUUCUUCAGUUCUUCUGUUUGUUAUCAAUGGUUAUGUAUUUCUUGAAGCUGACAUUUUUGUUCCUCUUUCCGACCACUGUUUUAUUUGGUGCUCCAAAUAGCUGUUUUCCUUUUUAAAAUGAUGCGUUUUAAAUAUGAUGGAUGUGACUUACCCCACAAUUCAGUGCACUUAUGAUGGAAUCCCUUGUUCACAAAACAUAGUGACCUUUUUUUCAGUAUUCUUUCAGCUCUUUCUGCAUUUCACUCAUUCGCCCAUAAUGUCUACCACUUCCCAGGUCUUUCACGCACCAGCUCAAGGAAUGUAAUUGAGAUGUUUUAUUUAAGAGAGGGGUACUGUUAUUUGUUAUGUGUUUAUGUAUAUAUGAACAGUUUUUGAGGGUGACUGGUAUAUUCUCUCAUUCCAGUGCCCUGGUCUGAAAUGGCAACUAAAUUUAGUUAAACCCACAACCCAGCUUUCUCUGCUGAGCUACCACCUUUUGAUCAGUAUGUUUAUGCAGUCCUCAACUUAACAGGGGCAGUGUAAGUGAUAUUUGUCCUCUGUCAAAGCUUUGAAUUUUGAUCAUUUGCAUGUAAAGACAAGCAAAUCGUUUUUGGGGGGAAUGCUGUCAAAACAGAUCUGGAUGCUGUAAUUUCUGUACCAGAUGUGUGACCUUUGUUCUAGGAAUCUGAAGUAAUCAAGGUCUGUUCUUGCAAAAAUGUUCUGUUCUGUUCUUGCCUUAGUUUGAUAGAUAUAAUUUGGUUCUAGAGGUUUUGAAUGAAAGGUUGGGAUAAGAAAGCCUGUGGACCUUCAAGAUUUGUUGAUAUUUUAUAGGAUUUUGAGACUUGCAAAUAGAUUUGGGUUGGGUUCGAUGCUGUUGUAAGGUAUUUGUACAUAUAUCUUUCUUUUAUUUCCCUUUGUAAUGAGUGAACGUUAUUGCGUUUGUAUUUUGAGUUGGCUAAGCAAUAUGCUGCUGAAGCCAAAAUGAGUUUGUUCGUCAAUUGGGGACAUGUUUUUAAUUUAAGUUUUAAUUUUUACCCCUUCCUGUGUUUGUUUAUUUGUAGAAAUGACAAAAAAAGAGAAAAAGCUUAAAUUUGUACUACAGGUUUGAAACAUUUGGACAUUUUCUAUAGCAAGAGAUGUUAUAUCCCUGCAAUUUACAAUUUGAGCAAAUAAACCUUCUCUUAAACAGUU
Carassius gibelio (silver crucian carp) is the source of this 5128-nucleotide messenger RNA. RefSeq names its product upstream binding transcription factor (gene ubtf). The coding region runs from base 860 to 3076 and encodes 738 amino acids. Lineage: Eukaryota; Metazoa; Chordata; Actinopteri; Cypriniformes; Cyprinidae. The record is from RefSeq and is a predicted model, not a curated record. The transcript is spliced from 21 exons.